This is a messenger RNA of Nymphalis io (European peacock), 739 nucleotides long. RefSeq lists its product as uncharacterized. Lineage: Eukaryota; Metazoa; Arthropoda; Insecta; Lepidoptera; Nymphalidae. The record is from RefSeq and is a predicted model, not a curated record. The transcript has 5 exons. Bases 104 to 739 code for a protein of 211 amino acids.
AUGGUCACAUAGUCAAAUAAUUUUAUUUUACAAUACACAUGAAUAUAAAUUAAUGUGCCAUUAUAAGUUAUCAAUAUAUGUUUCGUUUUAAACCAACCUUGUGAUGUUCUAUUCGAAUGUAUUAAAUUAUGUGAGAUCAGAAGGUACAAAGCUAUUCGAUUGGUCAAAAUGCGGUGAAAGUUAUCUGUCAACAAUUCCGACAAUCUUGUGGGCAUUAGGUUCUGCUGCACUUGCUCAUCGUCUUAUAUCAGCAAUGUUCAGAAGAUUCAUAUUCAGACGUAUACCAAUAUGGGAGAUCGUUUUACAGAAUCUGUUAUUCAUUUGGAUGGUUAUUUACAGUCUCCAUUUUUGGUUUGUGGUCACAAACGUCAUGAAAUUUCUAGUCAAAUAUUGUUACGAAACGAACGACGGUUUAAUCCCAAUUGAUGAAGAGGAAAGCUGUAAGAUCAUGCAGCAAUGGAUGAUUUGGAUGUGUUCCACGGUGCCACUAGUUUUCUACAUAUACACUCGACCUAAGUCAGUGGCACCACCGCUUAUGAUAUGGAUAACUACAAAUCCAUGGCACCGUCGAGAGAUGGGAGCGUAUGGUUACUAUCUCAAUCGACCCUUUUCGUAUCUACACCCGGCGAGCAACGAGUCCCUCUGUCAACGAGCUCUAUCACUCAGAAGAGCCUUUAGCGAUUCAAGAACUGUUAUCAAAGAACCGCCAAGAAAAAGACGAAAUUCUAAAUCUGUUUAA